Penicillium atrosanguineum is the source of this 4719-nucleotide messenger RNA. RefSeq lists its product as uncharacterized. Gene Ontology annotation, biological process: transmembrane transport. Gene Ontology annotation, molecular function: ATP hydrolysis activity; ABC-type transporter activity; ATP binding. Lineage: Eukaryota; Fungi; Ascomycota; Eurotiomycetes; Eurotiales; Aspergillaceae. Bases 1 to 4719 code for a protein of 1572 amino acids. Gene Ontology annotation, cellular component: membrane. The transcript is spliced from 3 exons. The record is from RefSeq and is a predicted model, not a curated record.
AUGUCUGUCGUUCAGCUGGCCUCGUUAGCUACAGGCUCGGUCGCCCUGUUCCUGGCGGCCGGCGACAGUAUUCCUGCAAUCAAAAGUAUUGUCGGUCGGAUCUCGCGCAAAUCACCCUCCGUGAACGAGCCGGAGUUGGCAAAGACCGUUUACAGAGAUGAAGAUGGCGAGGCUACCGAGGAAUCCCUUCGAGCUUUCUCGGACAAGUGGCAGCGAGUUGCUCUGGCAGCUUUCUCUGCCAGUGGCCUGUCCGUGACUGUCGCGCUGGCUGUAUUGGCGACAUUGAACUACAGCGCAGGAGACCUCAUCUUGAACUGGUUCCAGUUCGGCAUUUGGGUGUUGCUUUCUAUUCAAGCCGUCGCAUUUUUCACUGAACCACGGCCAACAAAAAGGUUCACCCUCGGCCAAUACUCAUUCGGUGGCAGUAUGAUUGCUAUUGCUAUUACAGGAGAACAAAUUCGUCAGGCUUGGGCCGGCCAGAAUCGCCUUCUCCAUGAUCAGGUCUGGGUUGGUCUUGUUGCCACACAAUUCUCCAGCGCCCUUCUCCGUGCAUUAUUCAGUAUUCUUCUGCCUCGUCGGCCGCAUGUCUUCCUAAAUGGAAGGCCGGUUGAUCAGGAAUACACAGUCUCGGCAUUAGGUCGAUACACCUUCUUCUGGGCCAUUAGCAUUCUCAACUAUGCCGUGCAGAACCGCAAAUUGGCACUCACAGACCUUCCAGUUCUUCGAUCUGCGAGGCGUGCUGAUGAACUUCGGGCAACGUUCGAGAAAGCCCUUGGUUCACGAAAACUUUGGAAGGGCCUUAUCUUUGCCCAUUGGCGGUCUCUCCUACUCCAGCUUGUACUUACAACCAUUAUCGGCGUCUUGAGUUUCGGUCCACAGAUGGCGUUGUUUAACAUCCUGAGAGUUCUGGAAGCCCGCGGAAGUGAGACUUGGCAACCAUGGGAAGCAUGGUUUUGGGUCCUUGCUCUAGGAGCCUUGAUGCUGAUACAUUCCACCGUUGAAGCCUGGCUGUUCUGGGCUGUAUGUUCCAAGCUGGGUGUACCUAUUUACGCAGAGCUCUCUGCUGUUGUUUUCGCAAAGUCUAUGCGCCGCAAAGAUGCCAAGCACACGAAAAAAACGAAGAAGCAAGAUGACGCGAAAGCUUCCGCAAAAGCUUUGUUGGACCAGACGGACGAGGAGGAGGAUGACGAAGAAUCUGUCAAAAAGAGCCGACAGAGUAUUAUCAACCUUGCUGCCGUGGAUGCGCGACGUAUCUCCGACUUUACAUCUUACGCAUAUCUUAUCCCAUCCGCGAGUUUGAAAGUUAUCCUUGGCUCUGCCUUUUUGGUCCAAAUUCUUGGAUGGCAAAGUGCUCUCGCUGGACUUUCCGUUUCUGUUCUCGUGACUCCCCUGAAUAUAUACGCAGCAAAGAGAUAUACAGGUGCCCAAGACAAACUUAUGAAGCUCAGAGAUGCAAAGAUGGCCAUUGUCACAGAGGUACUCCAAGGCAUCCGCCAAAUCAAGUUCUCCGCCUUGGAGCAGCAAUGGCAAGACAAAAUCGGAAAGGCACGAGAUACUGAGCUAUCCGCUUUGUGGAUUUCGUUCCUCUACGAUGUUGUACUCAUGGCAAUCUGGAUCCUCGGACCACUUGGUCUUUCUGCAGUGUCACUAACAGUCUACGCUUUAAUGCAUGGCGGCUUGUCAGCAUCCGUCGCCUUCACAGCAAUGUCGGUUUUCGGUGCCCUGGAAAUGUCGCUUGCCAUUCUACCUGAGAUCAUCUCAAAUGGCCUGGAGGCAAAGGUCAGCGCGGACCGAAUCGACGCCUACAUGGCAUCUGCGGAGAAGAUCGUCAACACUGUUCUAUCCGAUAACAUUGAAUUCGAUAACGCGACAGUCGCAUGGCCUGCAGAACACGAGCCAGGCACGGAGGAAGGAGAUGAAGAUCGAUUUGCUCUGCGCAACAUGAAUCUCAAGAUCCCCCAGAAGAAAUUGAGCGUCAUUUCCGGUCGGACUGGCUCUGGAAAGAGUCUGCUCCUCGCAUCUAUCCUCGGUGAAUGUGACGUUCUGGAGGGCACCCUCAAAGUGCCCGUCCCGCCAGCCAUCAAGGACCGUUUCGACCACCUCGCGACAGACGCCAACUGGAUCAUCGAUUCUGCUUUCGCGUACGUUGCGCAAAUCCCCUGGAUUGAAAACGCGACCAUUAAAGACAACAUUCUUUUCGGUUUACCUUAUAACGAGACGCGCUAUAAGAAGGUUCUGUCUGCAUGUGCACUAACAAAAGAUCUGGAAAUGAUGCCGGAUGGCGAAAUGACAGAUAUUGGUGCGAAUGGUGUAAACCUGAGUGGUGGCCAGAGAUGGCGAGUUUCAUUCGCUCGAGCAUUGUAUUCUCGUGCCGGUGUCCUCAUCAUGGACGAUAUCUUCAGUGCUCUGGAUGCCCACACUGGCCGUUAUAUCUACGAAAAUGCGUUGACUGGUGAGCUUGGACAGGGACGAACCCGAGUGCUCGUCACGCAUCACGUCGCUCUCUGCCUCCCCAAGACGGACUACUCCGUCUUGUUAGAGAACGGAUACGUUAAAUACGCAGGCACUAUUGAUGAACUUCGAAAGGAGAACCACCUGGAGGAUAUUCUGCGAGAAGACAACGCCGCUGAACAAGAGGAUCACAGCGCCGAAAAUACCAGUGAUCUUUUGAAUACCGAGGAGACUAAUCUUCAAAAGGUCAUUUCGAACACAGCAACCCGACGGCAGAGCACAGUCCAAGACAACACAGCGCCUAAACCUGUAGCUCCCAAGAAGUUUGUCGAGGAUGAGAAACGUGAAGUGGGAUCUAUUUCGAUCUCCGUGUACAAGUCCUAUCUGUCCAUGGGAGGAGGUGUACCUAUCUGGAUUCUGACAGUUCUGAUCUAUCUAUCCUAUUCAGCCCUGAUGGUUGGCCGAGCCUGGUGGGUGAAUAUCUGGACAAGCGCGUCAUCCAGCACCCGAGCGCACCCGGAGCAGCUUCAAGCCCUGUUCACACAGACAGUGAUGCAAUCUCACGCCGAGCCGCAAGACGAAAACCUCAAAAUGUACCUUGGUAUCUACAUCGGGAUCUCUGUUCUUGCCUGCAUCAUUGGAACUGCGCGAUUUUACUUCAUCCUUUCGGCAAGUGUGCGCGCCUCCAGGAAUCUCUUCAAUCGCUUGACAUACGCCGUUCUCCGCGCUCCACUGCGAUGGCUGGAUACCGUUCCCCUUGGCCGAAUCCUAAAUCGAUUCACGGCAGACUUCCACAUGAUCGACUCGCGUAUCGGAUAUGAGCUUGGAUUUCUCGUUUCUCAAUGUCUUGACGUUUGUGGCAUCAUGUUGGCCGGCAUUCUGGUCUCACCAGUGGUCAUCAUCUUUGCGACAAUACUACUUGUCAUCUGUCUCAAACUGUCUUUGAAAUACCUAGCUGGAGCACGUGAAAUCAAACGCCUGGAGAGUACAGCCAAAAGCCCUAUUUUUGAGCAGUUCGGCUCUAGCUUGACUGGUUUGAUUACCAUCCGAGCAUUUACCAAGAGCGAGGCAUUUAUCGAUAUCAUAUACGGCAAGAUCAACGCCCAUGCCCAGGCUUGGUGGACUAUGUGGUUGUUCAAUCGCUGGUUGGGAAUUCGUAUGAACCUUGUCGGUGCAAUCUUUUCAACACUGACAGCAUCCCUUGUCGUCUUCUUACCUGGCAUCUCAGCCUCACUUGCAGGAUUCGCCCUCAGCUUUGCCCUGCAGUGUAACAGUGCUAUUGCAUUUGCGCUGCGCCAAUACGCGAACAUCGAACUCAAUAUGAAUGCCACCGAACGUGUCAUUGAAUACUCCAAGAUCGAGCUCGAGAACCAAGGCGGCGCCGAUGCACCUGCUGCUUGGCCCACCGAGGGUCGGCUGGAAGUCAGCGACCUCGUCGUAGGUUACGCACCCGAUCUUCCCCCGGUCCUGAAGGGCCUCAGUUUCAUCGUGGAGCAGAACCAGAGAGUUGGCGUGGUAGGAAGAACUGGCGCGGGCAAGUCUUCUUUGACCCUUGCGCUCUUCCGUUUUCUAGAAGCACGCGAAGGCCAGAUCUUGAUUGACGGCCUAGAUGUGUCCAAGAUCAAGUUGCACGACCUGCGUAGUCGGCUGGCGAUUAUUCCACAAGAUCCCGUCCUCUUUUCGGGCACUGUGCGAACAAAUCUGGAUCCGUUCGAGGAGUACAAUGAUAGGGAGCUCAAUGAUGCGCUGGCACGCGUGCAUUUGAUUGCCACGGAGGAUGACGAGGCAACUCUCACUUCACAAACCGCAACACCCCGACAGGGUAACGGCACAGAGACGCCCGACACGGCCACGAUGCAGCAAGCCAAUUCGAACGUUUUCUCGUCACUAUCAGCUCCCAUCUCGGAGGGUGGUCUCAACCUCUCUCAGGGUCAACGACAGCUGCUUUGCCUGGCCCGUGCCAUUGUCGCCCGGCCGAAGAUUAUGGUUCUGGAUGAGGCGACGUCUGCUGUAGACAUGGAGACCGACGCUCUGAUCCAGAAGUCUAUUCGCGCCGAAUUUGGCCGCAAUGCCACCACGCUACUCGUUAUUGCUCACCGUCUCAGCACCAUUGCUGAUUUCGAUCGCAUCUUGGUAAUGGAUGCCGGCAAAGCGGUUGAGUUCGGAGAACCAAAGGAUCUGAUGCGUAUCAAGGAUGGUGUGUUCAAGAGUCUGGUCGAUAACAGCGGCGAGAAGGCCGUGCUGGAGAAGAUGAUUUCCGGCGAGUGA